GAGGCUCUGAGGAUCGGCCCCUCCCACCCACAGAGUCAAGCCAACAGAGGGAAGACCUCCCCAAACCCUCCAUCCGGGCCGACCCAGGCCCCAUCGUCACCAGGGGGAGCCCUGUGACCAUCUGGUGCCAGGGGUCUCCGAAGCCUGCUGUCUACGCUCUGUAUAAAGAGAGGGGCGCUGAGCCCUGGCUGACCAGCACCCCACAGGACCCCAGAAACAAGACCGGCUUCCUCAUUGAACCCACGCACUCAUACCAUGCAGGGAUUUACCAGUGUGCCUAUUACAGCACAGGGGCCAUGUGGUCGGAGAGGAGUGACCCCCUGACCCUGGUGGUGACAGGACUGUACCGUGCACCCUCCUUCUCAGUCCGCCCGAGCCCUGUGGUGGCCACAGGGGGGAACGUGUCCCUCUCCUGCAGCUCACAGUCCACAUCGGGCACUUUCCACCUGCUGAAGGAGGGAGGAGCUGACCCGCCCAGACACAUGGAAUCGGAACCGAGGGUCUCUGCCAGGGGGUCGUGGGCUCUCUUCGCUGUGGGCCCCGUGAGCGCCUCCCACGGGGGGACCUACAGGUGCUAUGGUUCCUCCAGGUCUUACCCCUACGUGUGGUCAGAGCCCAGUGACCCUCUGCACAUCGAGGUCACAGGAGUGCACAGGGAGCCCUCCCUCUUGGCCCAGCCAGGCUCCCUGGUGCUGCCUGGAGACAGCCUGACCCUCCAGUGUCGCUCGGACGGCGGCUUUGACAGAUUUGCUCUGACCAAGGUGCAGAGGCUCACCGCCCCCCAGCGUCUUGAUGGGCAGCACAGCCCCAGCUUCCCUCUGGGCCCUGUGACCCGAGAACACGGGGGCCAGUACAGAUGCUACAGUGGACACAACCUCUCCCACGUGUGGUCGGCCCCCAGCGCCCCCCUGGACAUCCUGGUCGCAGGACUGUACCCGAAACCCUCCCUCUCAGCCCAGCCAGGACCCUCAGUGCCCUGGGGAGCUGAUGUGACCCUGCAGUGUGCAUCUGAGACCCGGUUCGAUACCUUCCACCUGCACAGGGAGGGGUCACUGGACCCUCCCCAGCACCUUCGUCUGCAGGGCAGGUUUGCACGCUCUCAGGCCAACUUCACCAUCAGUGCUGUGACCUCAGGCCAUGGGGGGACCUACAGGUGCUAUGGUUCACACAGCACCUCCCCCUACCUGCUGUCACACCCCAGUGACCCCCUGGAGCUCAGGGUCUCAGGUCUCAGUUGGAACCUGCCCGUCCUGAUCGGGGUCUCAGUGGCCCUCAUCCUGCUGCUCUCCCUCCUCCUCUCCCUCCUCUUCCUCGCCCUCCGACACCGGCGUCAGGGCCAACGCAGGACGUCGGAUGCUGCCAUGAAGGACCCAGAGCCUGGGGAGAGUGUGGAGCUGGACCCUCAGAACAGGCAGGACGCAGACCCCCAGGGAGGGAUGGACGCCCAGGGGAACCACUCAGGAUCCAGACUCAGGCAGGGAGCUGCUGCAUCCGACACCCCCCAGGAGGUGACCUAUGCCCAGCUGAACCUCUUGGCCCUCAGACGGGAGACAAGUGCACCCCCUUCCUCCCCGUCAGAGGAGCCCCCCGAUGAACUCAGUGUGUAUGCUGCUCUGGCCACGCACUAA
Miniopterus natalensis is the source of this 1628-nucleotide messenger RNA. The record is from RefSeq and is a predicted model, not a curated record. NCBI's taxonomy places the organism in Eukaryota, Metazoa, Chordata, Mammalia, Chiroptera, Miniopteridae.